Molecule: messenger RNA, 652 nt
Organism: Stegostoma tigrinum
Lineage: Eukaryota; Metazoa; Chordata; Chondrichthyes; Orectolobiformes; Stegostomatidae
Product: transmembrane protein 272-like
Exons: 5
Coding region: 113-652 (179 amino acids)
Source: RefSeq, a predicted model, not a curated record
CGGGAAUUUACCCUCGAAGAAAUUGACUAGGAACCUUCUUAUACAGAUGGGAUGAGCCAGGCGCUAUGACUGUAAUUUGCUCUCUGCACCCUGUCUCAUAGGUGGCUAAAACAUGGACGCUGAAAGUAGCCUGUACACUCCACUCCUGAGGACAAUUGAAGAGUCUCCCACAUCCCCAAUGGCAUCAGCAUCCAUGAAAAUCUUGACCUCUCUCUUGGCUGUUGCCUCCAUCACUAUUGGUACUGUCUACUUGGAUUCUUGUCCCAAGCAAUACUUGAUCCCAAUUUAUUUGAUUGUUUCUGGAAGCUUUACCCUGUUCUUCAUGAUGAUUUCACUAAUUUCAUGUCCCCCAAAUGAUGAGAGCAAUAUUUUGGCUUUCCAUAGAAUUGGCAGGGUUUGGAGAAGUCUCCUAUCACUGUUCUCCUUCAUCUGGUUUAUAACAGGAAAUGUUUGGAUCUACAGCAUCUAUGAGCCAGAAUAUAUUGACAAAACCUCUCCCAACUACUGUGAUAAAACGCUCUACUUUUUUGCUUUCUGGGCCACCACCGUCACAUACAUCCUCCUUGGGAUUGCACUGUUUCUUGGAUUCUGUGGCUUGCUUUCUGCAUGUGCUUUAGGUGGGACCCUGCGCAUCAAGAAACAAAGCAGUUGA